Molecule: messenger RNA, 165 nt
Organism: Arabis nemorensis
Lineage: Eukaryota; Viridiplantae; Streptophyta; Magnoliopsida; Brassicales; Brassicaceae
Source: the annotation of a GenBank genome assembly
AUGGUGAACAGUGUUGUAUCUAUCGAAAAGCUUAAAGCUUUAUGGCAUUCUGAGUUUCACGACGAACAAAAAUGGGCCACUAACAUGAAACUUCUGAGAGCACUCGGAGUGUUUGCAGGAGGAGUCUUCCUCAUGCGUAACUAUGGUGAUCUCAUGGCUGUCUGA